GGCGCGGUCCCGCCCCCGAGCCGCCCCCGGGCCGCCGGGCGGGCUGACAGAGGGCGGCAGCGGGGAUGGCGGCGGCUCGGGGCCGGGUGCUGUGCCUCUUCGACGUGGACGGGACCCUGACACCGGCCCGACAGAAAAUCGAGCCCGAGGUGGACCGGUUCCUGCAGGAGCUGCGCGGCAGGGUGCAGAUCGGCGUGGUGGGCGGCUCCGACUACUCCAAGAUCGCCGAGCAGCUGGGCGAGGGGGACGAAGUCAUCAGUAAGUUUGACUACGUCUUCGCAGAGAAUGGCACUGUGCAGUACAAGAACGGGCAGCUGGUCUCCAAGCAGGCCAUCCAGGACCACUUGGGAGAGGAGCUGCUACAAGAUCUCAUCAACUUCUGUCUCAACUACAUGGCGCUGCUGAAACUGCCCAAGAAACGAGGAACCUUCAUUGAGUUUCGCAACGGGAUGCUGAACAUCUCCCCCAUCGGACGGAGCUGCACGCCGGAGGAGCGAAUCGAGUUCUCCGAGCUGGACAAGAAGGAGCGGAUCCGGGAGAAGUUUGUGGCAGCCUUGCAGAGGGAGUUUGCUGGCAAGGGCCUGCGUUUCUCUCGAGGUGGCAUGAUCAGCUUUGACGUCUUCCCGGAAGGCUGGGACAAGCGCUACUGCCUCAACGUGCUCGACGACGAGAGGUUUGACACCAUCCACUUCUUCGGGAACGAGACGACCCCGGGAGGGAACGAUUAUGAAAUCUAUGACGAUCCCCGGACGGUGGGGCACAGUGUCCAGUCCCCCCAGGACACGGUCCAGCGGUGCCGCGAAAUCUUCUUUCCAGAGAGAGCGAAUGAGUACUGACUGUGAGGGCACAGCAGCCCUCUCCCCCUCUUUCUCCCCCCACGAGGAAAAGCACCUUCAUUUGAGGAAUCUGCUCAGGGUUAGACUGAAAAACACUUUCCGGAGCUGGUCAGGAGUUAGCUAACGUGUGAGUGCGGGUGGGCGUGCAGAAGGGGGCCUCUGUUGAUCAGCCCUUCGGCACGCCCCGUUCCCGGCUGAGGUUUGUGGGACCAGGCAGUCCGUCCGCCAGCAAAACUUCUCUCUUGCCAGCUUGGGCCUCGGUGGGCAGCAGUACCUGCCUGCGGGACCUGAACGCAUUGGAAGGGGCCACUCCUAGCCGAGUGUGUGUCCGUCCGUCCUUCCCCUUGCUCCCUUCUUCUCUUUUUCACUCUGUUUCUCUCCACGCUUCUGCACAAGGGAACACACGUCUCACGUUUCUCUCCCCUUUGCCGGGAAGGUGGGUCUGCUCAGGCUCCAGGCAGUCGCUGGAGCUGCUCCAAAGAGAAGGGCCGAUGAGGCAGUCGGCUCCGAGCCUCGCGUAGGAAGGGGAGCACCCCCUCUUGAAGGUCUCCAGCGAGGAGACUCCACAACCUCUCUGGGCAACCUGUGCUGGUGCUCAGUCUUCCCAUCUGCGUGUCCAUGAGGACCAAGACACGCCAAAUCUAGUUCCUGGUGCGAACGGAGAUCGACACCAAACAGUGCCCUCCAAGCCUGCUUUUCCACCCCGGCUCCUCCCGUGCGCUGGGUUUAUGCGGUCACCUUUAGGGAGGCAGGUUCCCCAGUGCAGCUGCCCCGUGUCUGCUCUCCUGGGACUCGGUGGGUAGCAAACCCAAACCUCAGCCUUCGUUCCUGGCCGUUAGGAGCCCCGCACCGCUCCCUGCCAGUGUGUCACGGCCACUGACACCGGAUUGUCGCUGUCUCAUGGUCCUGUUUUCUCUCGCUUUUUCUCCUGCUUUCCUUGCACCCCGCACCUGUCCACGCAGCCCCGUUGCUCUUUGCCUCCCACCCAGGAUCUGGACUGCAGAGAGAAGUUUCUCAGCUGCUGCCACCUAACCACGGGACCAAGCUGCUCAGGCGAGACACUUGGUGCUCCUACGCCCAGGGCAGGGCUCCCACAUCACCACGGGCACAGCCCCGAGUGGACUUUGGUACUGUACUGGUACGAGCAGGGGUGCUGUGCGCCCAGCGCAGUCGGGGUGCUUGCUUCUCCGUGUGACGGUACCUCCUACAUUCAGCACGUCGGGUCUGUAAUGCAUCAGAUCUGCAUGAGUGCAGCGGUCUGCCUGGCAUCCAGAAAUCCCCAACAAAUGCACAAAUUCCUCUCUCUGCCCAGACGAAAUCUGUGUGGGAGAAGAGGGCCUGUUGGAGAAGCCUGAAUGCAGGGGACCCUCUUCACAGGCUUGGCCCUCCACUGCAACCUUCGUGGAGGAAUCGUCUUUUGUGGUUCCUCUUUCGCUUUCACUGAGGAUCAGGUUAUGUGUGGGUGUUUGGUGUUGGUUGGUUGGUUGGGUUUGGUUUAUUUUCCUUGUAAAUCUAUUCCAAGUCAGCAGGAUCUCUGGAGAGCUCGGUGGUGGUGAAGGUGCAGGACACCACGGCAGCCCUGGGGGCUGAGGUGACCUCUUUGUGGAGACACCCCAGGGCCAUCAUGCUGUAAGGGGGGACAACCCGCUUGUCUUGCUGUAGCUCUGGCUGGGUUCUUUGGCGUUUCCCAGAGGCAGAGAGGUGCCUGCUGCCCUCUGGGGCCCGGGAGGCCUCCACACGCCUGUCCCAUAGCGUGACCCCACGGGGGUUUCUCCCACACGUGUGCGUGAGCGAGUGGGUGUGGUGGGCCCCGUGGCGGGGACUGUGCCGCCGUACGGUUCUGUGUCUGUGAGGCGGGUGGCUCCUGUCUGACUGGUACCAACUGUUAAAUGAGAAAUAUAUUUAAUUAAAUAUAUAUAUAUAUGUAUAAAUCAAUCCUAUUAAAGCCACAACGUGCAGCUGUC
Molecule: messenger RNA, 2800 nt
Organism: Cygnus olor (mute swan)
Lineage: Eukaryota; Metazoa; Chordata; Aves; Anseriformes; Anatidae
Gene: PMM1
Product: phosphomannomutase 1
Exons: 8
Coding region: 66-836 (256 amino acids)
Biological process (GO): GDP-mannose biosynthetic process; mannose metabolic process; protein N-linked glycosylation
Cellular component (GO): cytosol
Molecular function (GO): phosphomannomutase activity
Source: RefSeq, a predicted model, not a curated record